Peronospora farinosa is the source of this 669-nucleotide messenger RNA. NCBI's taxonomy places the organism in Eukaryota, Oomycota, Peronosporomycetes, Peronosporales, Peronosporaceae. The record is from the annotation of a GenBank genome assembly.
AUGCGCUGUUGUCAGAUGGUCAUGGGUCCUGCGGGCACCGGAAAUUCUACAUAUUGCAACAAUAUGCACGAGUUCCGUGCAGCGUCUGGGCGCAUGACCGUCGAGGACGUAAUGGAGGAGUUAGGCUACGGACCGAAUGGUGGGCUCAUCUACUGCAUGGAAUAUCUUGUGCAGAACCUCGACUGGCUGCAAGACUUGCUGGGCGAAUACAGCGAUGAAGCCUAUUUCAUCUUUGACUGCCCAAGCCAGAUUGAGUUGUACUCGCACCUUCCGGUGAUGAAGCAGCUUUGUGAUUCAUUGAAGGACUGGGGCUUCAAUAUUUGCUGCGUUUUUUACUUGAUCGACUCAUUAUUUAUUGUUGACCCGACCAAGUUCGUUUCCGGUGUGCUUUGCUCACUGUCGGCGAUGGUCCAGCUCGAGUUGCCUCACAUCAAUGUGCUCACGAAGUGUGAUUUGGUUGACGAUAAAGAGCUAUCAAAAUAUUUGGAUCCGUCGGAGGGUUCGGCGAUUUGCAAUGUGAUCAAUGACUUCAGCAUGGUGGCCUUUGUUCCCAUGAAUAUUAACCGCGAAGAGAGCAUCGAGGCUGUGCUCAUGCAUGUUGAUCAUGACAUUAACUAUGGCGAUGACUUGGAACCUCAGGAGCCGAAAGACCGGGAUACUGACGAAUAG